AUGAGCUCCGUCUCCGCCGGGUAUGACGGCGGUGUCCAGCAGCAGCAACAGCAACAGACAGCGAGUGUCGACACGUGGAGAUCCCAGUUCCAGAGCAAGAUCAACAUCCUGCCCAAGCCCAAGGGAGACUGCGCCGUGUGCUUCUACGAGCAGCCCAACUUUGUCGGCAGCAGCUUCUGCGUCGGCAAGCGCGAGCAGAGCUGCACCAAGGUGAACCCGAUCACGGCUCCGGGGACGAUCGGCAGCAUAAAGUUCGGCAAGGGCUGCAACCUCGUGGCCAACGUCCGCGUGACGGAUGCCCCCUACGACUCGCACGUCGACGUGCUCUCGACCGACGUGGCCAACACGGGCUACAACCUGACCUCGGACCACUCGGUCCAGGAAGUGUACGUCGAGGAGGCUGGCCGCGCCUGCUUCCUGGGAACGCCCGAGUCUGGAAAUGGCUACGGUCUCUGCUACACCAAGAGCGUGCCCAUCGUGGACGACCAGUACCGGAACGCGCUCACCGAGCUGAUGCUCUUCAAGUCGGACGCCAAGGACUUCGACGUGAUCGCGUACGAGAACGACUACUACAACAGCCCGGAAAAGAGCGUCGUGCAGCGAGCGGUGUCGGAGAGCAACAAGCCCGGACUCUCGCAGCGCUUCACCGGGUACAGCAAGACGCUGGAUACCAGCGCCACCGACAGCUCCACGGGCAUGAAGAAGACUCUCACGAACAAAGUGCGCUCCAUCGAAUUCGUCGAGCCCGAAGAGGACUCGACCCCCGGCUCCGUGCACUCCCCUGCCCAGUACGCAGUCUAG
Phytophthora sojae is the source of this 801-nucleotide messenger RNA. RefSeq lists its product as hypothetical. Lineage: Eukaryota; Oomycota; Peronosporomycetes; Peronosporales; Peronosporaceae. The record is from RefSeq and is a predicted model, not a curated record. The transcript has a single exon. The coding region runs from base 1 to 801 and encodes 266 amino acids.